Molecule: messenger RNA, 2674 nt
Organism: Photinus pyralis (common eastern firefly)
Lineage: Eukaryota; Metazoa; Arthropoda; Insecta; Coleoptera; Lampyridae
Product: zinc finger protein 555-like
Exons: 2
Coding region: 429-1940 (503 amino acids)
Biological process (GO): regulation of transcription by RNA polymerase II
Cellular component (GO): nucleus
Molecular function (GO): DNA-binding transcription factor activity, RNA polymerase II-specific; RNA polymerase II transcription regulatory region sequence-specific DNA binding
Source: RefSeq, a predicted model, not a curated record
UCUAAUUAUGUACAUUGUACAUACUAUAAAAUAAAAUUUAUGCGUUUCACUUUUAUAACAUACCAUUUACCUGAAAUCGUCUAUUCUGUUAUGAUAAGUCAAGUUGACAUAACUGACCAGCGCAAAGGAAGUAAUAUGAUGACGACUUCCGUCGCGUAUUAUGCUAUUUCCCACCACCGAUAUUUUUCUCUUAUUAGUUAUUUUUACUCGUACUGUACCGUAGCAUUGAACAUGCGCUUUGCAAUAGGGAAAAGGCUAUGAGUUAUAGCUUAUGACUCGAUUCGAAGAUUCGAUUAAUUGUUUUUUCGUGCAUACGCAGAACCCAUAAAAGAGGCGAUAGUAGGUACUAUAGAAGUAAGUAGUCUUAUGCCUGAACAAUCCUAUUGCAUAAUUCAGGUGUAUUGAAGUCUCUUUUGAGUAUAACUUCUAUGAUGUCUGCAAUUAUUAAAGUUGAAUUGAAACAAGAAGAAGAAAUAAAUACAUACCUCGAUGAAAAGGUUGUUCUUACUAAUGAUGUCUCCACUACUAUAAAACAGGAAUCGAAUGAGAUUACGAUCAGUGGGAAUUAUUCUAAAGAUACUCAUAAUGAAUUGCAACAUGAAGAGGGCUUUUCUGGAAACAUCUUGCACAGAUAUCAAGAAAAUGUUUCACAUAAGAAACCUCGGCAAAACCCAAAAAAUUGUAGGUGUGUGCAGUGUGACUUCACAAGCAAUUCUAAAUAUAAUUUAAAGUCGCAUAUGUUAACGCACAAGAUAUCUAAAGGUUUAAAAUGUGCCCAUUGUAAUUAUGCAACCAAUUGUAAAUCUGGUUUAAAAACACAUCUGUUAAUACACAACACGUCUAGAGAAUUCAAGUGUGCCCAGUGUCAUUAUACAACUCGUAAUAAUGCAUCUUUUAAACGUCAUCUGUUAUUACAUAAGACAUGCGAUCUGAAAUGUGCGCACUGUGAUUGGGUAACAAAGUAUAAAUCUAAUCUGCAAAAACAUCUGUUAACACACAACACGUUGAAUUUUUUUAAGUGUGCGCAGUGUGAUUAUGCAACCAAUUAUAAAUUUAGUUUAAAAAGACAUCUGUUAACACACAACACAUAUAAAGGUUUAAGUUGUGACCAGUGUGAUUAUGCCACCAACAAUGGUGGAUAUUUUCGAAAUCAUAUGUUAGCACACAAGACUUCCAAGGAUCUAAAAUGUGCUCAGUGUGAUUAUGCAACCAAUAUUGUUGGCAAUUUUAAACGUCAUCUGUUAACACACAAAUCCUGUAAGAAUCUAAAAUGUGCUCAGUGUAAUUAUACAACCAAAUAUAAAUUUAGUUUAAAAAGACAUCUGUUAACACAUAAGACAUAUAAGAAUUUGAAAUGUGCUCAGUGUAAUUAUGCAACCAAUUAUAAAUUUAGUUUAAAAUCACAUGUGUUAACACACAAGACAUCUAAAGAUUUAAAAUGUGCCUGGUGUGACUAUGUAACUAAUUACAAAUUUAAUUUAAAGAUGCAUCUGUUAACACAUAAAAUUUCUAAGGAUUUAAAGUGUACUCAGUGUGAUUAUACAACCAAUUAUAAAUAUAGCCUAAGCAAACAUCUCUUAAUACACAACACUUCUAAAGAUUUACAAUGUGCUCAGUGUGAUUAUGCAUCCAAUUAUAAAUCUAGUUUAAAACGACAUCUGCAAACACAUAUGACUUCUAAGAAUUUGAAAUGUGCUCAUUGUAAUUAUGCAUCCAAUUAUAAGUCUAGUUUAAAAACACAUCUCUUAAUACACAAGAAAUCUAAAGGUUUGAAAUGUCCCAUAUGUGAAUACGCAACUACUUUUAAAUCUAAUUUAAAGAAGCAUCUAUUAACACAUAAAACGUCUAAAGAUUUAAAGUGUACUCAGUGUGAUUAUGCAACCAAUAUUGGUAGCAAUUUUAAACGUCAUCUGCUAACACACAGGUCUUCUAAGAAUUAAUGUGUGCAUCGUGAUCAUGCAAGACGACUAAAAGAUUAAAGUGCGCGGAUAUGCAACCUAUAGUGCCUAUUUUGUAAAUAAUCUGUUAAUGCACACGACUGAAUUAAAAAUGUGCCAAGAGGGUUACUCAACCACUUAAAUGUUCCUUCAAAAACUUCAAAUGAUUGAAUCUACUGAGAGGGUACAGUGAUUUAAAUAAAUGUUACAGUGCUCAAAUACAAAAGUAAUUCAUUGUUUGAGUAUGAUUUUAACAAAGUUUUUCUAAAGGUACAUAAAUGACAUUUUUACUCCAUAAAUUUAAGGUAACAACUGAUAAUUUCAAACAAGUAUCAGGAACAUGGUAUGUUACCUCCACAAUUUUUGGGAAAUGUAUAUUCUAAAAUGUUUGCCGUACAAAAUUUCUGCAUCUUGGUAAGGAAGAUUUAAAGUGGUCACUCUAAAGUUAUUAUUCUUUUACAUUUAACCCUAUAUUUUUUGGGACACGAGUAGUCGUUGCGGACUCAUGUUUCGCAGGGGUUAUAUAUGACCCUACAGGGUUAAUUUGGAGAGCAGACUUCGGCAAUGCCGCGGUACUGAACUUCGCCCUUCAUUUGAAUGUUUUGGAAUAAAUCUUUCUUUUUUUGAAUAAUAAUUAUAAUUUUAUAUAUAUAAAAAUAAUUAUUAUUAUUACUAUAAAAAAAUAUUACAAAAUCAGAUCAUUUCAUAUAGAGACUGUAACUGGCACUAGCAAGUCU